GCUUUACUAUAGAAAGCUUAAUUUAAACUUACAUAAUUAUUUUUAGUUAGCAUCUUGCUCUAAAUUUUGAUAGCCUUUAAGCCAUACUCUGAAAUUGUAAGAGUUAAGGUAAGGCAUGACAAGUUUGGGAUGGAAGGGUAGUGUGAGAGAACAGGGGGGUUGUUUGUUUGAUUGGUUUGGUGGGGGUGUUUGUUGGUUAGUUGGACAGUUUUGUUUUGUUUUGUUGUGGUUCCCCCCUCCAUGUUCUUUAUAAUACCUUCUCUUGGUGGGUGGAAAAUGGAAAGAAUGCUUCAAGAUUUCUGCUGUUCUCCGCUGUGUAAAAGUGUUUUAAAUGCUUCUAAAAUAGUAAUUACAUUGGAAAGUAGGAUUUCUUUUGAAAAAUGCAAGUAAUUUAAAUGGUAGGCAGAACUUUAGAUAAGUUAAACAGUUUUAUCAGUAUGGAUGAAAUACAUGGACUGACUGAUGCCUGGCUCAGAUGGAUAAUCUUAAAUUGUUGAUAGUUGUUCAGUGUCUGGGUUUAUAUGAUACUGGAGUAAUGGGGGAGGAGGAGAGAUUCUUUGCAUGUCUCUUUGGUUUGUUAAUCUUCCUGAGAGGAAAGAGGGUAACAAGGAUUAAAAAUUCUCCUCAGUGCUUGCUUUGAAUGCUUCUAGCUGUGCAUUUUAUCCAGAGAAUCAGUAACUAAAGCUACAAACUUUAGAUUUUGUGUUUGUCUACGAUUUUGGCUCCAAGUUCCAAUUCUUGGUGAAGCAUUAGUCCCAUUUAGUCCCAUUUCCUGGUAUGUAUUUGAGGAAACUGCUACAUCUUACUCUGAAGGAGCACACUGUUGGGUUUUUUUGUGUUUUGGGGAGAGGUGUUUCCUGGGAAAAGUGUUGUUGGCAGAUGCAGGAUUUGUUCUGAAAGGGAAGUCUGAUUUGAAGACUAUUACAAAACUCUUUUCCUGCAGGCUCUAGUAAAUCUAGGUAGUUUGACAUGGGGAUAGUGAAUUAGCUGCCUACAAAUUUGUAAGGGUGACUGGUCAGCUGCAUAAUGAAACCGAAGGCAUUAAGUUAGGUACUGUUUUGAGGGAAGCUGGUGGGAUGAGGAGCUGAGUUUAAGCUGAGUCUCAUCUGUGGCUCUUAAAUGAUUGAGGAUCUUUAGAACAGAAAGAUAAGAAAAUGCUGAGGAUCCAAAGUGCAAUUUUAGUCUCUUCUCUCCCUACACAACAUCUAGUUUCUGUGGUAAGAACAGAGUUAAGAUGCAAAUGCAUAGGUUGCUUUAAGACUAGUACAAAACUGAGGUAUUUUAGUUCUUUGGGGUAAUAGAGUUGUCUGGUUUAUGUUAAAGAUGACAUACUAAGAAUAUUGAAUAUUUUGGUCAUAUGUAUUGCAGAAUGGAUAUAAAUAGUUAAUGAAGAAAAUUGGGUUGAUUUGUGGUGUGGACUAAUAUGCAGUUUGCUAAUUGUUUAAUUAGAGUGGGAAUAUAGAGGAGAAUUUUUCUUUAAAAUCUCUUUGUGACUCCUUGAAGCUCUGAAUCCCUUAAUCCUUGCCUAUAGUCUUGCUAGUAAUAUAAAUAUUACUAGGUACUUUUUCAGCAUCAUCUUUAAGUCCUUAAACUUUUGCAGGUUACUGUGGUUCCUUUAGUCUCCUUUAGAAGCAUUGUAGGAGUUGUAACUAGGUGAACUAUGUUGCAUCAGAAGAUGAGAUAUAAUUGCUUGCCAGUGACAAUGUGCAACUGCUAUCAGGUAAUCUCCGUACAUCUGCAGUUACUUGGUUGAGAAAGUUUGAAAUCUCUUAGAAUUUACAUGGUCCCCUCUGUCAUUGCAGUUUUCACGUUGUAUAUUUGUGAAUACAGCCCCUAAGGGUCUUAAACAGAUACUUCCAAAAGGACUUAACCUAUAUGAAAUGUUGUAAUGUUUGCUUUUGUCAAAUUUAUACAGAUUUGGUGUCAUAGCUGAUAUUAUUGAAGACUCCAUGGGUGGUAUUAUAAGAGGCUUCAAGUUGAGUAGCUAAGAACACUAAGCUGACUUCUACAUUGUAUAGGAGCAAUUGGGUCCAUGAUAUUUUUGGAACCUCCCAAUACUUUUAGAUUGUGCAGGAUCAGGGGGUGGGAUGGGGGGUUGCCUUUGUUCAAGUUUCCAGAGUUCUUGUUCAAGAAUUGAUCUUUCAGAUGUAAAAAGUGUGGACAGUGCAGUAUCCUUAUGAAGAAGGAGUCUCUGGGGAGGGUGAAUUCUUUGUCUUUUUAUUGAAGGGUGUUUUCUAAAUCUGAUGUCACUUUGAAUGUUCUUCUUUAUUACUGAUUGUUUUUACUAGAGAGAGAAAUACAAAUAGUUCCCAGAGAAAUUGGCAAUUGUUGCGAGGGAUGAGUUAUAAAGAGAAAAAUUUAGGAGGCUGUCAAACAUUGUAAAGUACAAAGGGGUGAGGUGAUAAAAAAAUCAUGUUAGUGGUUAUAAGAGAAUUUUUUCUUUAUUGCAAACAGUGGAUUUCUAAUGUCAAAACACCAAAUCAAAUUUAGUAGUAUUUAAAGGCAUGUAUAUAAUUUAUUUCAGUGAGGUCCUGUAGUUAGCUCAGUACCUAGCCAUCUUCAGAAGGGUAACCUGUUAUGCAGACCCGAUUAUAUGUCACAGCCAAGCUUUGAAUUUGGCUUUCAUUGUUAAAGUUUGGCAGUCCUAUCAUCCUAGUAGGUGACAUUCUCCAUGAGUCCUUUGUCUUUUUUAUUGAGGUGAAGGGGAAUGGUAGUGUGGUUGUAAUAGUUGUUAAUAAGGAGCCUCUCAGGUUCCAUUUCUGGUGAGUUUACUAUCUUGAAAUAUGAGGACAGCAUCCUUUGAAAAAGAACUCCAGUCCAAAGUAGUGAAGAAUUUUAACUGCAAAAGAAAAUGCAAAUCUGGAUAUAGGUGGAGUAAGAAAGAUAAAAAAAAAUGUGAGGACAGUCAGGAGGAAAGAUAAUGCAAAUAAACAUGAAAUGUAACAUAUUUGGGAGGGGAAUUUGCUGUGCUUUUUUUUAUUAUUUUGUGAAGUUACAAAUGUAUAUAGCACAUUAUUCUGUAGAAAUUUUUAUAGCUAAGUUCCCUAGGAAUGCUGUACACUGUAAAAUGUGAGGAAAUCCUAACCUGCUCUUUGUUUGCUUGUUUUCCUAGUUUUUCUCUUGUGUGCCUUACCAUGCAAGAAAAAAACCCCUCCUGUUUUUACUUCUAUUGGAUUGCUUUAACUAUACAAUUCUACAUCUUAGUUUAUGGAUUAUAUAAGGAAAACAGGAUAACAAUGAGGAAGAAAAUAUAGGAAGAAUGAUAAUUUAUGUUGCUUAUACCUAUGUGCAUGUGUUAUGCAAGUUAAUGUUCGUGAAGAAAUUGAAGAGUUUUUUCCAAGAAUGUGGAAGAUAAAUCAAGAUAAAAGAAGGCUAAUGAAAAGUAUUAAAGAUCAGAAAAUUAAAAUUGAAUGGGGGAAAAAAUUGAACAGAAGAUUGGUCAGAUAGAAGCACUUGAAUAUUUUUUUAAGGCUAUAAUGAAUUGUUUGAAUUGGGGAAGAAUACACGAAGUAUGAAAAAUGAAAAACUCAAUGAAGAAUGAAGAAAAGUAGAAAGCAAGAGUGAAGUAGAAUUAAAAGAAUCUGGAAGAAUGAAUGGGUCCUAGGUUAAGUAAAUGUAUGGUUUAUGUUCCAGUGUCUGUAUGAUCAAGUUGUAGAUGAAUUUGCAUGAUUACUUAGUUAAUAGAGAAUCGGUGAUCUGGUUCAAGCAGGGACCUAUUUGAGGCAAGCAUACAAUAUUAACAGUGGGUUAGCAAAAUGAAAUUUAUUUUGGAGGGUAUUGCCUAACCAUUUGUUUUUCAGGAGCAAUCAAUAUAAUAGAAUUACUGUACUUAAAAUGUUAGGAGUUAGGCAUUUACACAACCAAUACCAUUUUUAAUACUGUCUUUUUUGUUAGGAGUCUCGCUCCCAGUCAAAAUCUCCAGCUGGGAGUCCUGCUCGUGUAAAAUCAGAGAGCAGGUCAGGAUCUCGCAGUCCAUCGAGGGCUUCCAAACACUCUGAAUCGCACUCAAGGUCAAGAUCAAAAUCAAGAUCCAGGUCCAGAAGACAUUCGCACAGACGUUACACUCGCUCCAGAUCCCAUUCUCAUUCCCAUAGGAGACGUUCUCGAAGCAGAUCAUACACACCAGAAUACCGACGUCGAAGGAGCCGUAGUCAUUCUCCAAUGUCCAACAGGAGAAGGCACACUGGCAGCAGAGCUAAUCCAGAUCCUAAUACCUGUCUUGGAGUGUUUGGUCUCAGUUUGUACACAACUGAGAGAGAUUUACGUGAAGUCUUCUCCCGUUACGGACCUUUGACUGGUGUCAAUGUGGUUUAUGAUCAACGGACUGGGCGAUCAAGAGGAUUUGCUUUCGUUUAUUUUGAGAGAAUUGAUGAUUCUAAAGAGGCGAUGGAGCAUGCAAAUGGAAUGGAGCUGGAUGGCAGGAGGAUUCGAGUGGAUUACUCAAUCACCAAGAGAGCUCAUACACCCACCCCAGGCAUCUACAUGGGCAGACCAACACACAGUGGAGGAGGUGGUGGCGGUGGAGCGGGUCGUCGCCGAGACUCAUAUUAUGAUAGGGGGUAUGACAGAGGAUAUGACAGAUAUGAAGAAUAUGACUACAGAUACAGGAGACGAUCACCAUCGCCUUAUUAUAGUCGAUACCGAUCGCGAUCAAGAUCCCGUUCCUAUAGUCCAAGGCGCUACUGAAUAUCAGAAGAGUUACAGUUGAGGACUUGAUUUUUAAAUACAAAGUUCAGAUCUUUAGCUUUUCCCUUCCAUCUUCCCUUUCUUGUCCUCCUUCCAGCUCUUUCACAAGUCUUUGGUUCAUUUAGAAUAUACAUAUUUUCAGUUGAAGUAUUCCUAUUUUCCAUCCCUUCUUAUUGUAAUACUCUUAAAUAUUGUAAUUGUUGUAGUUUUUGUGUAGUAAAACAUUUCAAGCAAAAAAAUUAGAGAACCCCAAAGUGCUGAUACAUUUUGGAAGUCAUUCCUAUUUCGUUUCUAAAACAGUUGGACUCCUGACUAAUCAGAAGAGAGCAUUGAUAUUUUUAAAGCUUGCAUGUCAUAUGUAGUAUACACACACUCGGAUACUUUAACAUAAACUUGCAUUUCCAAGUAACUUGUUAAUCUUUCUGUUAAAAUGUUUACCUAUUACUUUGAUAAACAAGUAAUGACUUUGAGCCUUUUCUGUAAUGAUAAAUUUGCUUAGAUAGUCAUGAACCAGAGGAUUUUUUUAAUUUUUCUUUUUUUUGUGUCAAGUAGUUGCUUUGAGAGUAGACUAUUUGAGCUAGAUCAGAAUUUGGUAUUUGGCUGACUGAGAGAGUAGAUCCUUGUACACUCAAAAUUAAGUCUGUGUGUUUUAUAGAAAAAAGUUUAUGGAUUGCUACACAGUGGAUAACAGUUGAAAUUAAAGUUGUUAAAUUCCUGGGGUCUUUGUGGUACUUGGUUGAAUAUUUCCUUUUAAUUGGUGCAGCAGAAAGAAUAUUUAUUGAACAUAGCAAUUAGUUAUAUAAUUUGCUGUUCAUGAAAGAUAAAAUCACCAACUUUUUGGUAUUGAAAUUAUGAUGGAGAAGUUUUGUUUCCAGUCCUUUUUGAACUUUUGGAAGUAUGAAUGGAAAAACCUACGGCUACAUGUAAAUCUUUUUUUUUUUCCCCUCAAUAAAAGUUAAGUCCACUGAUAA
This is a messenger RNA of Oenanthe melanoleuca, 5657 nucleotides long. It is a transcript of the gene TRA2A, whose product is annotated as transformer 2 alpha homolog. The transcript has 8 exons. The record is from RefSeq and is a predicted model, not a curated record. Gene Ontology annotation, molecular function: RNA binding. The coding region runs from base 4162 to 4686 and encodes 174 amino acids. Gene Ontology annotation, cellular component: spliceosomal complex. Lineage: Eukaryota; Metazoa; Chordata; Aves; Passeriformes; Muscicapidae. Gene Ontology annotation, biological process: positive regulation of mRNA splicing, via spliceosome.